CGCGCGAAAGUUAGUGUAGGAAGACACUGAAAGGAAGUUCCGGUGGAACAAAAACAUUACUGCACGCCAGGGAUUCAUUCGUUCUGAAGAAUGGCUCAAGCUCGGGUUACCGAUUAUUUUGCACAGAGUAAGAAGGGUCGAUCUGUACGGUCGAAGGGACAGAAAGUGUCCGGGGAUGUUGUGGAAUCGGCGGUGAUCACUAAACCAAAAACAUCGUCCAGAGCGACACGGGCUUCGCGUAAAGCGACGCGCGAUCCCGCCGCACCAGAGCCGCAGAAACGCGUACAGCAGGAGUUUCUCAAAGUCAUCGACGAGGCUCUGUCAGCAGAAGCUGUGGAGACCGCGACAGACUCGCGUGAUGUGAGUCACUCGGACUUAACGGCGAGUCCCCGCACUCCUAAACGGACCUCGGUGGAGUUCGAUGUGUGUUCGGUGUUGUUCCCGUCCACGACCGAGCAGCACAGCAGCGCCAAGAAGCGCCUGAGGCUCAGCGCGAGCCAGAGCUGCAGAACUUCACCUGAGGAGCGCGCGGGACAGAAGACCGCAAGGAAGAAGCUUGAUCUCCUGAGAAACGACGAUAAAGAGCAGAGCACUGAGCCUUCGGCCAGCAGCAGCGCUCAGACUCAACAAACUGCCAUCAAAGAGUCAAAAAACACUGUUAAUCAUAAUGCAAACGGCUCCCCUGUUAACAAAACGAGCGCAGACGAUAAGCUCAAGCCAGCGAGCAGGAGCAAGAAAACAUUUUCUAGAGAGGAUGUGGCGGCGCUGAAGUCCAAGCUGCAGAAGCUGAAAGGACGGUCUGAAGCGGUGACGACUCCCUCUCCCGCGCCCGUGUCGGCGCUAGCGGAGCUGAAAGCGAGGCUCGAUGCUGCCCGCGAGAUCUCGGCGAAGGUUCAGCAGAGAAAGGCCGAGCGAGUUACGGCGGAUGCUAAAGCGACUGAGACACAGGCUGGGCCUGAACCAGAGGAAAGAGAGAAGCUCCCAGCUUACCAGCGUUACCACACUCUCGCUCAGGCUGUCCCGCCUGGUCUCACCCUGCCCUUCCAAUUCAAACUUCUGGCCGAGAUGUUCCGCAGUACGGAGACCAUCGUCGGGAUGCUGUUCAACCGCUCGGAGACCGUGACUUUCGCCAAGAUCAAGCAAGGCGUCCAAGAUAUGAUGCACAAGCGUUUUGAAGAGAACCACCUGGGGCAAAUAAAGGCAGUGUUCCCUUCUGCCUAUACUUUUCGCCAGGAGAAAAACAUUCCCACUUUCAGCGCCACGGCAAAGAGGUCCAGCUAUCAGCUCACGGUGGAGCCGGUCAUUGAAGAAGAGUUCAACGGCACUCGUCCAGUGUUGUCGGCCUCUCGUCUUUUAGAAAGAAGGCGCAUUUUUCACCAAAACCUUGUUGAAAUCGUGAAGGGACACCACAAGGUGUUCCUGGCUUCCCUAAACCCUCCCAUUGUCGUCCCUGAUGACAAACUGACCCGCUGGCAUCCGAGGUUCAAUGUGGAUGAGGUUCCCAACGUCAAGCCGAGUGAUUUGCCUCAACCUCCUCAAACGGAGAAACUGACCUCUGCUCAGGAGGUGUUGGACCGAGCUCGUGCUCUCAUGACCCCGAAGAUGGAGAAAGCCUUGGCUAACAUGGCCUUGAAAACCGCCGAGACCGCAUGCGCUAAAGAGCCUGAGACUGCAGCGAAAUCCACUGCGACGCCAACAGAAACGCCCAGUGCCCUCAAAGGAGUUUCUCAAUCGCUGCUGGAGAGGAUUCGUGCAAAAGAGGCUCAGAAGUUGCAGGCCACCAUGACGAGGAACCCGCAGCAGGAGCAGCGCCUAUCGAUGAUGUCACGGCUGCCGGAGUUAGCCAGGAUCCUGCGAAACGUGUUCGUAGCGGAGAAAAAGCCGGCGCUCCUCAUGGAGCUCACCUGCAACCGCAUGAUCGCCAGCUACCGCUCUCCCCUGAGUUCUGAUGAAAUGGAGAAACAUCUUCGCCUGCUGGCUGAGUUGACACCUGCGUGGCUCACGAUACAUCCAAUCAGGAAGGACUUGUACCUAAAACUGAACAAGACCAUGGAUCUGAACAUUGUGCUGGACACCCUGACCCAGAAGAUGAAGGAAGAGGAGCGUGUUUGAGCGAAUUCAAACAAGACUUGAGACCAUACCAUGUGCAAUAUUUUAUUAUGGAUUUUAACUUUUAAAUGACUUUUAUUUUUAGUUUUGUAUGUUCAUAGUUUGCAUUUUACAAGUCUGGUGGUCACUACAUUUUUAAACUGAGAUAUUUCUGUUGUUUUUGAGGUUGUGACCUUGUUCUUCGCAUCUUAGCACAAUAACCGUUCAUGAAUGUUGACAUGUAAAAAGUAACUGGUAUAAAUGCAGUAGAAUGAAGGACAAAUCAUUUACAAGAUUCGUGCAUUGAAUCGUUUACAAUAAACAAGUUCAUGCAA
Megalobrama amblycephala (Wuchang bream) is the source of this 2423-nucleotide messenger RNA. RefSeq names its product chromatin licensing and DNA replication factor 1 (gene cdt1). NCBI's taxonomy places the organism in Eukaryota, Metazoa, Chordata, Actinopteri, Cypriniformes, Xenocyprididae. Gene Ontology annotation, molecular function: DNA binding; DNA polymerase binding. Gene Ontology annotation, cellular component: nucleus. The record is from RefSeq and is a predicted model, not a curated record. Gene Ontology annotation, biological process: regulation of DNA-templated DNA replication initiation; DNA replication checkpoint signaling; mitotic cell cycle. Bases 91 to 2112 code for a protein of 673 amino acids. The transcript is spliced from 10 exons.